Messenger RNA from Lytechinus pictus (painted urchin), 3263 nucleotides. Its product is annotated as putative gamma-glutamylcyclotransferase CG2811. Lineage: Eukaryota; Metazoa; Echinodermata; Echinoidea; Temnopleuroida; Toxopneustidae. Gene Ontology annotation, molecular function: gamma-glutamylaminecyclotransferase activity. The transcript is spliced from 2 exons. The coding region runs from base 95 to 655 and encodes 186 amino acids. Gene Ontology annotation, cellular component: cytosol. The record is from RefSeq and is a predicted model, not a curated record.
AUUCCCGAAUUCUGUUUGGCAUACACUGUGACCAGCAAAUUCAACCAAUACCUCCAAUAAGCCUUUUAUUACAGUGGGUGUGUUUUAUUUCAACAUGAAUCGGGUCUUCGUGUAUGGCACUCUAAAACGCGGGCAACCAAACCACUUUGCGCUGUCGGAGGUCGGAAAUGAGAGAUACACAUAUAUAGGAAAUGGUUUCACAAGCACGAAGUGGCCUCUUGUAAUUGCUUCGGAGCAUAAUAUCCCAUAUUUAUUGGACAAGGAAGGCAAUGGAUACAAUAUCAAAGGCGAAGUCUAUGAUGUAGAUGACGUCCUCUUGGGACACAUCGACCAAGUCGAAUGCUAUCCAGACGUUUAUGGUCGUCGAAAGGUGGACAUCAUCAUGACCAAAGAAGAGACGGAUUCGAACACAGGUCCGACUACCGAUCCGACUACCGACUCGAAAACCGACUUGGCGGAAGACAUCCGACUGGCCAGUCAACCGGGAAGAAUAAUGGAAUGCUGGAUUUAUUAUCUGCCCGAGCCAAGUUCUUUACUUCUGGAACUCGAAAAGAUUGAAGACUAUGAUAGUUAUGGAGCUCAUGGGAUGCCGUAUAUACCAGCUUAUGAGGAGGGCAAAGGCUGGGUUGGUGAACUUCAUAAACCUUCAUCAUAACCGCUAGUAAUCUAUCAUUCGAGCUAUAAUAGGUGAUAGCUCAGUCGCUAGAGCGGGGGUUUCUGAUUCCGGUGACCUGGGUUCGAUUCUAACUUGGUGCACGCUAUAUAGUGCCCUCUGGUAAGGCAUUAAUCCUCAUUACCAUGUCCCUGGAGAGGACCUUAAGCCGUCGGCCCUUUGGUUGCUUGCUGACAAGCAUUCAUGCUUUCUUAUAGCAAUCAUGUAAAAAUUAACUCCCAUUUACCAUGGGGAGGGUGGGGUGUCUCCUAGCUACGAUGUGCACUGCAAAAACUGUGAUUUAACACCAGCUCGGAAUCUAUUUAUGUCCACACCAGAGAAGUAUUGAAACAACACCAGUUCGGAAUCAAACCGAUGCUGUUUUAAUACUAAUUGGUGUUGUAUAAACAUCUAUCUGGUGUUAGAUCAAAACGAAACUGGUGUUGUUUAACACUUCUCUGGUGUGGUCCGUGUGGACAUAUAUAGAUUCCGGGCUGGUGUUAAAUCAACACCAGAGUUUUUGCAGUGUGGGACCUGGAAAAUCCAGGUUUAAAGUAAAUUGAUUCAAAUCCACACAAAACGGAUCACUUUCAAAUUUGGUGCAAAUAAUCACAGAUGAAUUAAUUUCAACGUAAAUCAUGCAUAAGUCAUGUAAGCGAAAUACUUUAACAGAUGAACCUGAAAACAGAUAUUGAGUAUCAUUUGCUCAAUGACAAGGUAAAUGUUUAUGAGAUAAGAGAAGUUUUAAAAAAUGUGUGUAUAUAUACGUAAUGAAACAAAAUGCAAUGUAACAUUGUCACUUGUUUGUAGCCUGUUUUAAAAUUUUUAAUCAAUUUACUUGUAAUUAUCUUGAAUAACACGGUUACCAAUAACACAAGAAACUAUAAAUACUUGUUUUUACGUUUGUAGUUCAACUGUUUAAUUAACUUUUCUGAUUUAAGUCAGCAUACAUUGACCAGAUGAAUAAAUACAUCAAAAUUUGAAAAGGCAUAUGGAGUUUCUUUUGUAUAAUUUUGGGCAGGAACAUAGAUAUACUGAAUUAUAGGAAGUAAUACGACAACAUGUAGCUUUAGCAUAUAAUCAUAACACGGUCAGCAAUUUGAUAGUUAAAGUUCUGUUUCUUUUAAAGGAAAUUGAGUUCCGGUAUAAGCUUUAUGACUCCAAAUAAUAUAGUUAAGUCAUACUUUCUUCGAUGAAAGCGGGUGAAAAAUACCACUGUCUAUGUCGGCGAACGAAAGUUCUCUCGAGUCGACAGUUGGGGUGUAUGAAGAAAAUCAUCAGGAACACAGCGUAGUUCCUCAAUCCAUUCACUCCGAAGUGUUGAAUGUUGACGGCGAGUCCGUCGAAGACCCAAUUACAUCGGAAUUAUGUAGUGUCAUUGGGCCCAGAGCCCGUGUUGUAUCUCUUGUUGACAAGGAUAUUACUCUCUUAGCCCAGCUAAGUGGUAGACCAAAACUGCGAGGAUAUCUUGGUAAUUCCGGUCCUUGUUGCUGAUCAUGGUGUGUGUGGCAGUCGUGUGAAGGAUUUCUAGGAUUAGCCAGCCUGUAAAUGCUAGUGUUGAAUCUCUAAACCCUCUUCACGCCGGUCUCAACACUCAAGUCACCUCAGCAAUCUCUCAACCAGGAAGAGGUGAAAACCUAUAACCUUCCCAAACCAAGGUUAAAAUAUGUUCUGCUCAGGGUAUCUUGCUCAAAAUGCUCACUCUAACACACACCUCAAUUUCUAAUCAAUAAUCUCACUGCCUGUUCCUAUCGCCAAGCAACAGAAAACAAUUUAAUUCCUUUUUUUUUUGGGGGGGGGGCAUAAAAUUACCUAACAAUGCAGCGACCUCAUUUUGUGUCAGCUCCUUGCAGUGUAGCAGAAAGGAGAAGAAUUAAGCUAAAAGAAUAGUGUGCAAGAUCCUAACAAUGCAGCAGCCCUUUUUGCGUGCAAGCUCCCUACACUAUAGCACCUGAGGAAUGUAAGCAGCUGGUUAAACAUUAUAUGCAACAAAGGAGCAAGAUUAGGACAAAAAAAUGUCUUCACUAGUCCUGAAAAAAAAAUCAUGUCCAAGGUGACAAACAUAUAUGAACGAAAAUUUUAAAUAGCCAUUUAGAGCUCUAUUCACCUUAAAAAUUUCAGCGUUUUUAUAUAAGAACUGACGUAGAAUUAUGAAAUGUUACCUCUAGCAUGUCAGCAAAAACUUUGCUCCAAAUUUGAAAAAUAAAUGAACGUAACAUCGCUUACAAGAAGAUCAUUAUGAAAGUACGUAUAUCUCAAAACUAAAACGGAAUCAGAAUCAGAGGCCUACGUAAAUACAAUAUACAGAAGAAUUUGACUGUAAAAGCAUAAUAUCAAUCUUUUUGACAAGGCCAGGAAAAGGCCUGGAAAUCCAAUAAGUACAUCUUUCUAAUCGACGCCAUUAAUGAGAGGGAAGUCAUUACGACUGUCAAUCGUUCCAUUUAGCGUUUAUCUCUGUAUGAAGUCAAUCAAGACUCGAUCGUACUUCAGCCGUUAAGCAUGAUUGUUUCAGGCUGGAGGCCUCUCAGCAAACUUAAAAAAAAUGAUAAAAGAUACUCACUGUGACAUAUUUCAUAAUUAGUUUGUUUAUUAAACUUCUGAUGACUAAAUC